AUGAGCAGCGCCCCAGGAGACACGAGGGAUGCUCCUGCGUUGUUAAGCCACCGGCAAUGCCUCCUACCCUCUGUGGCUCACACUCCCUCUGUCACUGAGGUGACACCAGCCAAGAAGAUAACCUUUCUCAAGCGAGGAGACCCCCAGUUUGCUGGGGUUCGUCUGGCUGUCCACCAGCGCACCUUCAAGACCUUCAGCGCCCUGAUGGACGAGCUGUCUCAGCGCAUGCCUCUUCCCUUUGGGGUGCGUUCUGUCACCACACCCCGGGGUCUGCAUGGCCUCAGUGCCCUGGAGCAGCUACAAGAUGGGGGGUGCUACCUGUGCUCUGACAGGAAGCCCUCAAAAACUCCCAGAGAGCCAGGCCGAUCUCAAAAGCAAAGACCCUCUGCUGGGCAGUCACAGGGUUUUGAAGGAGGGCAUGAAGCUCCAGAAAUGUCCUCUUCCUGGAAGGGUGCUGGGGCCCCAAGGAGGCUGACACUGGUGAAGAAUGGGGAUCCUAGAUGUCAGCAGACAGUGGUUCUCAGUCACAAGAACACCAGAAAUCUGGCAGCCUUCCUCAACAAAGCCUCCGAGCUUCUGGGCUUUCCUGUGAAGCAGAUGUACACGAUCCGUGGGAAGAAGGUGGACUCUCUACAGAUGCUCCUGGAUGGCCCCUCCCUGCUAGUGUGUGCUGGGACCGAGGCCUUCAGACGUCUGGAGAUGGAAAAUGAUGGAGGGAACAGGACCAGAACUGUAUCUGGUGUGACUGCAAGGAGUGAGCGUGGUUGCUGGGGACCAAACGCCAAGCAGAGUGUCAUGCACUCAAGGGCCAGGUCUGGCGGCAGGCUGCGGCAGUUUUCCUUGAUAUCGGAGAGGUCUAGUCUAAAUGACCACCCAGGAUCCGGCCAUCGAGCCUGGCCAGGGGAUGCUUUGAACAGGUGCCCUCAGGAUACACCUGCUCCAUCUGGUUCCUUGGUGGCUGCUGAUGACGUGGAGAAGAAAGUCUGCAUGAAUGAGGAUGGUAGCCUGUCUGUGGAGAUGAAACUCCGCUUCCAGCUUCUGGGCGAGGAUGCCUUGCGGUGGUCCCAGAGGGUGGGGCGUGCUGGGGUCUUCACAGCAUCUGGUGGGGAGCGCCAGGUCCUGAGGGAGACUGAUCCCUUCUGUUGCAGACAGGAGGGCCACCCCUGGCAUUUCUUGGAGCCUGGGGCACAGGGACUGAGUCCCUGUGGUAGAGAAGGCCAGGGAGCCUUUGAUGUGAGCCAGCAAUCACGACCCAGCUAUGACAUCUGGAGGAACCCCCUGACCACUCCUAAGGGUGCAGGGCCAACUCCUCGGAAGAGGUGGGGCCUGGCUAAGCUCUCUGGAUGCAGGAGCCACUGGAGCCAGGGGGCUAAUGACAGGAAAGGAUAUGACACAGGUAAUGCCAGCCCAGUCUCAAUUCCCAGGUACCCUAGAAGUGCCCAGCCAAGUAGUUCCUGCUGUCCCUGGACUCCAGACAGUGAGACAAGCAGUGACACCUUGCACCCAGUUUCUUCAGCUUCUUCCCAAAGUAGGGCUGAGCUGGAAUCUGGUGAAGGCCCCUGCCUAGAGGACACAGAAGCCCAUGGCUUGCGACCUGAGACCCAAGGUAUAGAAAGGGCCCUUUCUGAUACAUCAGUCAGGGCCGAGUCUCCUGAGGAGCCUGGUGAACGUGGUUGUCAGCACCACAGAGGCUCAAGCCAGACGAAGGUCAUGGCUUCCCAGGAGCAAGCCACCCAAGGUGACAGCCCCUGUAUUUCGACCCAGAGUCUUUCAUCUUUGAGCAACAUGGGCCCUCAGACGGAGAGGUGUAGACAGGGCACCAGGUGCCAAGAGGCCAGAGGUAAGCCUGUACUGAGACUUCCCCUGGUUCCAGACCAUUCUGGCUCUCAGGACACACAUAGAGAUGCUCUCCCAGCUCCUGCCUGUGCCCCAGCCCAACGGAGGCAGAGAAAGCAGAAGAGGCCAGCUGGUAGUGUGUGUUUGCCCAGUGUCUCUGUCCCUUACCAAGUGACUCAGAAAGGCCAUGCCAGGCAGUGUCACUAUUGCAGGGACACUCAAUCCUCACUGGACACAGCCUUGCAAAUGCCAAUGCCUCAGGAAAGCGAACAGGCCUGCCCAGGAGGCCCAACACCACAAUUUCCUCCAAACUCACCUAGUACUGGGAAUCAGGCCUCCAGGAAUCUGAAAUCACCAUUCUCUAGUUCUCUUGACUCUGAGGACCAAGAGGCCACCAGCAAAGCCACCAUCAUACCUGCGAGUGGCUCAGACUAUGUUUCCAGCUUCUACAACCCCAGUACUCACUCUGCAGAGCCAGCAGGCGACACAGAGUGCCUGGCUCACUCUUCAAUUCCCACACCUGUCCACAGAGGAGAGGUCAGUUGCCUGUGGGACAAGGCAGGGACUACCCCUGAGUCUUUCUCACCCUCUGUCUUGCUGGACAGAUGGCCUGAAGCAGAGGACCCAAGGACCCACCAGGAUGGCUGCUGCUCACAGGUUGCAGCAUCUUCUGUCCUCACUGCCCCCAGGGAGCAAACACAGACUCCUAUUCCCGAGGUCUGCUGGGGGCCCAGCAGUUUUUGCCCAACUUCCCCCAAGGAGCAAACAUAUUCCGGGAAGGAGCCUGCAAGCUGCAGUAGUAGUCCAAGCAGUGACCACAGUCGAGAUGGUGGCCAUGUUGAGCCCAGGAGGACUCUGCUGGGGAUGUCCCCUGGUAUCACAGGAAGCCUUGAGGAGCAGGAAGAGGAUGGUGGUGUGACACCCAGUGCUCUGCCCUACACCUCUUCAGAUGCUGUGGUUCGUGAGUGGCUGGGCAACAUCCCAGAAAAGCCGGUUCUCAUGACGUAUGAGAUGGCAGGUGAGAUCAUAGAGGUGGCCAGUGAUGAUGGCCCAGGAGGUCCCAAGGAGGACCUUGGUGAUGUCUGUUCUUUGAAAGCCCUGGGAGAACUGUCUCAGGCAAGACAGCAGCCCCCAGAAGAGGUUACUGGUGAGCACCCAGAGCCAGCGGGAGUCCUGCCAGGGACUGGCUCUGCACACUGCAAACUAGGAGAUGAUCCGAAUCAUGACGCAGCAUCGGGUGAAGGGGUCAAGGCCCCCGCAGAAGCUACGGACCAUGGUGGGAGCCUGUGUGCACUCCCCAGCAGAGUCUCAGCCUCCACACAGAUCAUGAAGGCCCUACUGGGCUCCAAGCCAGGCCGGCCCAGCAGUCUACCAGAGGUCUCUAGCACAGUAGCCCAGAAGCUCAGCUGCUCUGCGGGUGCCCUCAUUGCCUGCCUUGCCAGGCUCCAUUUCUUUGAUGAGGCUCUAGGGCCUCUGGGCAGCAAAGUGAGGCUCGAAGAGUUUCCUAAGUACCAGGAGAUGCUGAGUAUCUCCCAGACCCUGUGGCCUGGGAAUGCGGGCGGGCAAAGCCAGCUGGACACGGGCCUCAGGAGGCUUACCUCACACCAGGCUCUGCUGAGGACUGAGGACUUCACACCCACCUCCUCUUCUGGUGUAGAUGUCAGCAGUGGCUCUGGAGGCUCCGGUGAGAGCAGUGUGCCCUGUGCCAUAGAUAGUACCCUGGCUCCCGAGAAGAUAGAUUUGCCCUUAAUAGUCCCCUCUCAAAGACCUGAUUCCAGGAACCGGGGAUACCUAGAGGCAGGAAGUCAUUCCACACUCUCACCUGGCUCACAGGUGUGGGCUUGCACCACCAGCGGGGAGGAGUCAGGUAAAGGUGGCAGGAAGCAAACAGGGCACAAUGCCCCAGAGCCAUCAGUUGAAAGGACAGCGCUGAAAGGGGAGGCACAGUCAGAAGAAAGAGAAUGCAGAGCAAGAGAGAGGCUGCAAGAUGGUGGUGUCCACGGGAAUGGGCUUCCGGAAGCAGGGGCUGGAGACUGCAGUCAAGGAAUGCUUGGAGCUGGCUCCUGGCAUGGGGAGGACUCACCAGAAAACACCAGACUGCCAAAAGAUAAAGGACGAACUGAGUCGUCCUCUGGAGGACUGUGGGCUCUAGAUGAGAGAGAGGGAGCCACAGAGUCCCCUCAUGGUUUCAGUGAGAGCAAGUCAAAUGUUAGUGAGAGUCAAAGGGCUUGCAUAUUGGAGCAGGGCUUGGAAGAGAUGUCCAGAGUGGAUGCAAUAGGCCGGGAGCAAGCGGGCAUCAAGGCCAGCUCAGGAACCAAGAAGACGAACACACGCCCGGCCCACAAGGGAUCUCUGGACCCUGACCCAAUCUGGGUUUCUACUCUGCUGAAGAAGAUCGAGAAAGCCUUCAUGGCUCACCUGGCUGAUGCCACAACUGAACUGCGGGCUCGAUGGAACCUUCAUGACAACAGUCUUCUGGACCAGAUGGUGAGCGAGCUGGAGGAGGAUGUGGGCCGGCGGCUUCAAGCAAGCACUUCCAGGGAAGUUAGGAAGAUCCAGAGCAGGGCAGGGAGGGUGGUGGUUCCAGAACCUCCCCGGGAAGCCCUCAGAGGUCAGACAUCUCUACAGACAGAGCAGCGCAGGUGCCGCCUUCAGGGUCUGCGCAACUUUUCAGCCCUCCCUGGCCUGGGGCCGCUCUCCCUCAGGGUGGAGGAUGGGUCCGCCUUCAGCACAGCCUCAGAGACCAUAGUAGGUGCACAGCCUGCGGGGGACGACUUCUGUCCCUGUGAAGUCUGCCUAAAGAAGAUGACCCCUAGAUUCCCAAAGGAUGCCACAGCAGCCCCCAGGGCACCAGUCAGAAAGGCCUUUGACCUCCAGCAAAUUCUACAGAGCAAGAAAGGAGGAGGCAGGAACGGAGAGGCCACAGACGUGCCCGCUCAGAAGACAGGGAUGACAACGUCUCAGGAGGACCCGAGAACUGCCCAGGGGGCUGACGGGAAGCAAGAGCUGAAAUUGGCACAAGGGCCUGGGGUAGCUGAGGGAGAGGACGGGGAAGGAGCUCAGAGCCGGAGAGGAAAAGAGGAGCCCGAGUUUUUGAACGCACAAGGAGCUAGUUGCCAUAUGCCCGAAGAGGAUGCAGUCACUAAGAAAGAAAGGGAACUCCACAUCAGUGCCGCACAAGAAAGCCAGCAGUCAGAGGGGAACGGGAUGGAGAAGGAAGAAACUGCGGACCAGGGCUUCAGAAAUGACAGCGCUUCGCAGGCUUCGGGAACACAGGGUGUCUGCUCAGUGGAGAUUCAGGAAGCUUUCGGAGAAAACCACCCAGAGAUAGAAGGAAGAAAUCAAGACGGAAAGCAACACAGCCCUUGGGUGAGCUCAGAGGGUAGGCAGAGAAGGCAGGCUUCUGAGCAUGCAAGCCUAGACCAUGAAGGGAGGCCCCAGAGCCUCGGUCAAAGGCCAGGCCUCCGAAGCCACCAUGCGUCGGCACAGUCCUCCAGGGCGACAUCUCUGGACAACUACUCACAGGUGUCUCAGAAGGACUCAGAGGGAGAUUUUCCAAGUGGAGACCUCAAGCGCCCUGAAGCUGAGAACAGUAAGGGCUUGCAUGCAGAGAGGAAGGCCACCAUGAUGUACCCAGAAAGUUUCUCUUCAGAGCAAGAAGAGGACCCCUCCAGCCCAAGGCCCCCAAAGCAGGGGAAAGGUGAAGUCUGUCGUGCGGAAGAUGAAGAGACAGCUGGAAGCUUGGUUUGUACCCAGGCUGGGGGUAGGGUAGAAGGCUUUGGCCAGGACGAUUUAGAUUUCUAG
Molecule: messenger RNA, 5640 nt
Organism: Acomys russatus (golden spiny mouse)
Lineage: Eukaryota; Metazoa; Chordata; Mammalia; Rodentia; Muridae
Gene: Rp1l1
Product: RP1 like 1
Exons: 3
Coding region: 1-5640 (1879 amino acids)
Biological process (GO): axoneme assembly; photoreceptor cell development; intracellular signal transduction
Cellular component (GO): axoneme
Source: RefSeq, a predicted model, not a curated record